GACACUCGCACGUGGAUCUCCGUCUGUGCCGGAUCUGCGCGUAGAAACACGUUCCUGUAUUUUCUUCGCAAUUUACGUCGCACGUCCCGUUUCGUUUUGUGACGCGAGUGUUGAGAUAUCUUUUUUAAAAUUUUCUCAACGAGCAGUCAGUUUCGAUUUUUGUCCCGCCAGAGAUUCUAGAUUGUUCCUACGAUUACGUAAUAUUAUUGAGAAUUUAUCGUGACAAUUGUUUUUGUGCUCUGGAAGGACAAUCUUAUUGGUAAAUUUAUAACGGUGUUGUUUUAUAAGAUCGUAUAUAUUUCUACACGCCAAAUACGUUUCUUGUGUCUUGGAUUAUUUGCAUCUUCGGGAAUAUAGCUUUUAGCGACGUUCCUACGAAACAGAAAGCAUUCCACUUCUAAAUGCUCCAGAGUCUGUGAUAUAUAAAGUAACACUUAAGCGUAACGAAAAAAAAAAGGCGGAAGCGACAGACGCGUAGCGGCAAUUUUUUUAUUACGUCGUGUCACUCAAAUCAUCCAAAAUUUGGAAUAUGCUGAUGCCAGGAGCGGCAGGUUUGGGCGCUGUCGGUACGGUGGGGACCGUCGGGGCGCCAGGACCGGACGAGCUGGUCUCGGGUCUGGGCGCCUUGGCGGGUGCCACUCCGCAGCAGAAGGACACCACCUGGACAAAACUGUUCGUCGGUGGACUGCCUUAUCACACGACUGAUAAGAGUCUCAGGGAACACUUCAAUGUCUACGGGGACAUCGAGGAGGCGGUUGUCAUCACCGACAGACAGACCGGAAAGAGCAGGGGUUAUGGAUUCGUGAUCAUGGGAGACAGACCGGCCGCCGAGAGGGCAUGCAAAGACCCGAAUCCCAUCAUCGACGGCCGUAAGGCUAACGUUAACCUGGCGAUUCUUGGCGCAAAACCCAGGGGCAAUCUGCAAGCGACUUUCCCCUUCGCUGCUGGUAUUCGCGCCGGAUAUCCCACCGUUCUACCUGGCCAGUAUGGAGGCACGCACAACGCGCACCUUCCGCAGGAAGAUCCUUGUUACCGGAUGUUAUCCAGAGUGCCACCAGGCUACGUGUACCAGUCGCCGUACUUAGCCGCCGCGGCGCCUGGAAGUCUCAUGCCGUUACCGGCGACGCAAUUGAGCCACGCGGCGGCCGUUGCUGCGGCCUCGCAAUUUUACGAGUACCAGAACGCCGCGGCGGCCGCCGCCACGUAUCCGGGAACGUCGUACAACUUCGCCGAAGCCUAUCCUUACAGCAGCGCAGCGGCGGCCGCGAACGCAGCGGCAGCCAGUUACGUGACGCCUUACACGUACGCGACGCUACCCGGAGCUGCUGGGGGUUUGCAGGCGGCGACGGCGGCCGGUGCCUUUCCCGGUCUACCUUAUCAGACGACGCCGCAAGAAGCUAGGCUCCAGUAGCGGGGCUUUUAAAUGCGACGAAAGCUCAAGGACGGCCGAAGAGGAGGAAGACGAGCGACCGGCAGCGCCGCUCACGCGACGCCCAAGUGACGCGGAGUCAAUCGUCGUCGUUCGACCUAUUUAUAGUCUGAUAUAAUUCUUAUUCUUUUCGUUUCCUCCUCGUCCUCGGUACCAACGACGCUCGUCGUCGGGACGACCGUCUCGCGUCGUACGAGUAAACAUUUUCCCAGACGAGGAAAACACGUCCUUUCGGCCGAUCCGUCACUUUUCUUACAUAACCUCUAUCUUCCCUAAUCUUCCCCCUAGGAGCCAAAAUUGGCGCGGAGCGGGACUAACGUGCGCGUUCCCAUUUAGCGCGUAGUUACCUCGCAUAGCCAAUCAGCCCUCCAAAGAAGAGAUACUAGUUAUACUAUUUAUAAAGCUGUACGUAUCGAAUUAGGUAUCACGUAAAUAAAUUUAAACACUAGCUACGUAAGUGUAAGCGUAACAUGUAAGAUAGUCAUUAGGUGACACGUGCACUAAAGCGUAGCACGCGAAGGAUAACCGAUCUAGCGUUAUAUUAGAAUUUGUUUUUAUUGCGAGUACGAUGGUGACCGAACAUUGCCGAACACUGCCGAACGUCCUGUGCUCGGUAUUUUCGGCAGAAGGCGACCCCUCCUCGCUAAAGAGGGACGGAGGGGAGGGUUCGGUUCCAGGACCGACCGUUCCAAUCCUUACGAGAGCAGCGCCCGGUGCUCGAGUGUAAAGAGAAUUUUGCCAGUCCUGUAUACUUGGCUGAGAAUGUUCUUUUCUUCGUUUUUUUUUUUUUAUAUUUCUUCCAGCAUCCCCUCGGAAAUCGGGCCAAUUCGGGCACGUUGCGUCUCUUUUUAUUAUCGUUAUUAUGAAAACGAUAGAACGACACCGGAGUCGACUCUGGAGAGGUUUCUGAACGUAUCCCGGUCAUCUGUAGCGACUUAGGAGGGGAUCCAUGGGGGUGAUGGAAAAAAAGAGGAAGAAAAAGGCGCACACGCAAAUAAACGAAUAGUAAUAAUAUAUUGUUAUUCUAACCGAAGGUUGCCUUAAGCGCGCUUGAGAAGCGUCACGAAGUGUCUUAAGAUUCGGGGCCUUGUUAAGAGAACGUAAUUAUUUGCUCUUAUUACCCCUGUAAUUAGAUACAUCUUACGGCGAGCCAAUCUCUAUUUCACGAAUGAAGUGUCCGGUCGCUGAGGCCACGGCAUAAUAAUUCGAGGAUUAUCAAGUUUGGGCACAACUUUUGUGCCCGAAUCGGUAACUCAUGUUAUUCAUGAUAAUUGAUGUCCAGUUAAUGUUUAGGUUAUCUUACGUAAUACUGGCACGCGCGACCGGAACUUCACAAGGAAUUCGUCCACUUUUCUAAUUGUGCGGCGCCUUAGAAGCGCGGUGGCUCGGUCGUCGGUUAGAAACUAGUCAGUGAAAGGUCGCGGUGUACAGAGUAGAGUAAAAGAGGAAGGAAAGAGAGAGUGGCGUGAGCAAAUGUGUGUGUGAGAGAGAGAGAGAGAGAGAGAGAGAGAGAGAGAGAGAGAGGGGGGGAGAGCGUAGAAUGACGAGGGGUCGAAGCUAACGGAAUGAGGCUGUCUAGUCCUACAACCCUUAGAGACCUUAGAAGAAGACGUUACUCGAUUCGUUAGUGAUAUAUAAGUAGCGAUAAAUGAUAGAAAAAUGAAAAUUCAAAAAAUUAGUACGAUCACUUGUUGUAUAAAUGGUAGAAAGAUACAAAAAAAAAAAGAGGAGCUGAAGAAAAACGAGAAAGCUUAGUAUUUAAGCACUAUCACAUAACCCAAGACUUAGGAUAAUAGGCAGAUAAAUUAACAUUAUUAUAUCAUUAUCGUCAUUAUACUAUUAUUAUACUAUUAUUAUUAUUAUUAUUAUUAUUAUUAUUAUUAUUAUAUUAUGCCAUUAUUUUAUUUUAUUAUUAUUGCUAUUAUAUUAUUAUUAUUAUUAUUAUUAUUGAUCUAUUAAUUAUUAUUAAUUUUUAAUUAUUAUGUACUUACCACGAGGAGACGGACAACAGAUGUUGAAAAUGCUCAUGGUACUGCGGCUGGUACUUUGCGCACAAUAAACAAAGGACUCGCGUAUCUUGAGUUUUCUCAAGAAAAAGCAAAAAAAAAAAACGAAAGAAAAAGAAAAGGGAUAAUCGAUACUUCGGUUUCCCGAUUGUUUCGCUUAUUUCGUUUUUCCUUUUCUUUUGGGACGUCCUAUACUCUUAGGAUUAAUGAAUUGUAAUAUAUUACCUGUUAUCUUCUACAAUUAUACUCUGAUAUAUAUUAGGUUACGAAAAGAAACAACAAAUAUAUUGUCUUUAAGAGAA
Cephus cinctus (wheat stem sawfly) is the source of this 3737-nucleotide messenger RNA. RefSeq names its product RNA-binding protein 24-A. The record is from RefSeq and is a predicted model, not a curated record. The transcript is spliced from 7 exons. Gene Ontology annotation, cellular component: cytosol. NCBI's taxonomy places the organism in Eukaryota, Metazoa, Arthropoda, Insecta, Hymenoptera, Cephidae. Gene Ontology annotation, molecular function: RNA binding. Bases 530 to 1411 code for a protein of 293 amino acids.